This is a messenger RNA of Cajanus cajan (pigeon pea), 3504 nucleotides long. NCBI's taxonomy places the organism in Eukaryota, Viridiplantae, Streptophyta, Magnoliopsida, Fabales, Fabaceae. The record is from RefSeq and is a predicted model, not a curated record.
AUAACUAAUGUGUGGAGUGGAGACAAAUUAGGCUUUAAAUUGAAUUAUAAAAAAAUGCAGAGAGGAAAUAAGCGUUGAAAUAAAAAAAAAAGAAGCAAAGGGAAAAAAGAUGACAGAAAAAGGAGAGCAGAUGGGUGUGUGGACAAAGCAUUUUUUGCAGAAAUCCUUGCAACCGAUAGUACUUUCAUCCUCCGUUUACUAGAAAUUCUCUCUACUUGCAGUAGAGGGGUAAUUACUAAUUAGAAUAGAAUAAUAUGGUGAGGCGAAAUUAAUUAGUUCAUCCGAUGCGGGCUAGCUUUAUAUUCCUGGGGACAGGUUGGUUAUAGUUUGACAUGGACGGAGAUAGAAAGUAAGUUGAGGAGAGAGAAUAGAAGAAAAAUGAGAUUUCCUUUUGGCGUUGAAUUUGGAAUUGGAAAAAGUUUGUUUAGCUGAGGCGAGAAAGUGAAAGGAGGAGAAGAUAGAGAGAGAGGAAGGAAGGAAAGCUAGGGUAUUACUUUGUUUGUGUUUGUAAAAAGCUUGUUUUGGCCACCCUUCAAAAUGUGAAUUUGUCUAUAUUGCAAGUGUUCUUAUCUUAAUAUCUCGCCACACACACUAAUUUCCUUUUCUCUCUCUCUCUCUGUCUCUUCCCGUGCCCUCACAGACAUACAUACAUACAACUCAACUCUAAGUUUGAAACGGUCCGAUCAAUUCAAUGAGAGCGGGACUAAGCACCAUCCAGCAAACCCUAACGGCGGAGGCGGCCAGCGUGCUCAACCACUCAAUCGCGGAGGCCGGCCGCCGGAACCAUGGACAGACGACGCCGCUCCACGUGGCGGCGACGCUGCUGGCAUCCCCCUCGGGGUUCCUGCGGCAGGCCUGCAUAAAAUCGCACCCGAAUUCCUCCCACCCGCUCCAGUGCAGGGCGCUGGAGCUAUGCUUCAGCGUGGCCCUGGAGCGAUUGCCUACUUCGCAGAACACGAGCUCUUCCAUGGAGCCGCCAAUCUCGAACGCCCUGAUGGCGGCCCUGAAGCGGGCCCAGGCCCACCAGCGUCGAGGGUACCCGGAGCAGCAGCAGCAGCCUCUCCUGGCGGUCGCCGUGGGGGGCGCUUUGGGUAACAUGCAGCAACUCCCGCUCGCCGAGGCUGGCAGAGCCGCCGUCGCCGAGAUGGGACGCUUGGUCACUAAGUUUGGGGAAGGGGGCGCCGGCAGGCUCUGGUUGUUGGGUACUGCUACUUGUGAGACUUACUUGAGAUGCCAGGUUUAUCAUCCCACCAUGGAAAAUGAUUGGGAUCUUCAGGCAGUGCCGAUCACCACCAGAGCCCCUCUUCCUGGAAUCUUUCCCAGGCUUGGGACCAAUGGUAUUCUGGGUUCUUCGCUGGAGUCUUUGUCCCCGUUGAAGAACUUGCCCACUACGACAAUCACUCCACUGAGGCGUGCCUCUGAGAAUAUAGAUCCUGCUGCGGCAUCAAUUUGUUGUCCACAAUGUAUGCAGAGCUGCGAGCAAGAAGUGGCAGAAAUGUUGAAAGAAACUGAGAAACCUGAUACUGAACUCAAAUCAGAGUCAGCUCGACCGUCCCUUCCACAGUGGUUACAGAAUGCUAAAACUAAUAAUGAUAACGCCAAAGUAACGGAUCAGGCACAGAGUAACAACCAGGAAGGGAAUGUGAAGAAGAGGACUCAAGAAAUACAGAAGAAAUGGCUUGAUGCCUGCUCGAGUUUACAUCCUAAAUUUCAUCAGCUAAAUGGGAGCACAGAGAGGCUUAAUCCAACUCCUUUGUCAAUGACGGGCCUGUACAAUGUGAACUUGCUGGGGCGCCAAUUCCAACCCAAAAUACCUCUGAAUAAAAACUUAGGAACCUCUUUGCAAUUGAGCUCAAAUCCAAUGUCCAUCCACCCACCAGAGCCUGUAGUGAGCCAGCAGCAAAGUCCAGUAACAACCGACCUGGUCCUUGGGCAAACAAAGGCUGCUGAAGAAACACACAAAGAAAGCAUUAAUGACUUCUUGAGCUGCCUCUCUUCUGAGUCACAAGACAAGUUCGAUGAAUUGCAGAGCAAAAAACUACUCGAUGCGGACUCAUUCAAGAAGCUCCUGAAAGGCCUGACAGAAAAGGUGUGGUGGCAGCAGGAUGCAGCGUCAGCAGUGGCCACCACAGUGACCCAAUGCAAACUGGGGAAUGGAAAAAGACGAUCCAAGGGUGACACGUGGUUACUGUUCGUGGGCCCUGACAGAAUUGGCAAGAAGAAAAUGGCAGCAGCUCUUUCUGAGCUGGUAUCUGGGUCCAACCCAAUAAUAGUACCUCUGGCCCAACGCCGCGGGGAGGGAGGAGACUCUGAUGCCCCUCAUCUCCGUGGAAAAACGGCACUCGAUCGAAUAGCAGAGGCCAUCAGAAGGAACCCACUUGCUGUCAUCGUGCUCGAGGACAUUGAUGAAGCCAAUAUCCUUCUUCGCGGUAGCAUAAGAAGAGCCAUGGAACAAGGGCGGUUCCCGGAUUCUCACGGCCGUGAAAUCAGUCUUGGAAAUGUCAUGUUUAUCCUCACUGCUAAUUGGUUGCCGGAGGACCUCAGAUACCUUUCCAACGGGUCUCCACUGAACGAAGAAAAGCUUGAAAAUUUAGCGAAAGGAGGGUGGCAACUGCGCAUAUCAGUGGGUAAGAGAGCAUCAAAACGAAGACCCAGUUGGCUAUCCGAUGAAGACAGGUCCUUGAAGCCCCGGAAGGAGGCCAAUUCAGGGUUGUCGUUUGAUCUUAAUGAAGCUGCUGAUGAUGCAGAGGACGACAGGGGAGAUGGGUCACUCAAUUCAAGCGACUUCACAGUGGAACAUGAAGACAACAAUCACCAUGUCUCAGCAAUACCUCGCGAGCUGUUGGAUUCUGUGGACGAUGCCAUCGUCUUCAAGCCCUUGAAUUUUGAUAUCAUUCGGCGAAAUUUCUCCGCUUCCAUCGCCAAGAGGUUCUCGGCGGUGGUGGGGAAUGGGGUGUCGAUUGAAGUGCAGGAGGAGGCUCUUGACAAGAUCACCAGCGGAGUGUGGUUGGGCCAAACCACCAUUGAUGAAUGGAUGGACAAAGUGUUGGUUCCCAGUUUCCACCAACUGAAAAAGAAUAUGAAUUCAAAUACACAUGACCAUGAUGAGUCUUCCAUGCUGUUUAGGCUCGAAGACGACGGCUACUCCGAUCGCUGUGCCUCUCAAGAAUGGCUGCCUGCUGCUGUGAGAGUGGUGGCGGAAUAGUGUUCAAACUUCAAACACUGCUCAAUGGUCAUAUCCGUUUUGUUGGUGGUAGAAAUGUAAAUACAAACACUUUGGCACGGAAAAGUCAAAGCCGCUUAGUAGAACCAAGAAAAACCGUUACAAGGCUUGUCGGGGGUGUCAAUUUUUUUUCCCUUAGAAAAAGAUUAAUUAAUUUUUGCGUUAUAAACUUUAUAUUGUUUUUUUUUUCCUUUUGUAAGAAUAGGUAUAUUUAUUAAUUAAACUGAGAAUGAUCAUUAUAUUAAUAAAAGGGAGCAUUAAUUCCUGUUUUCCCCCUUUCA